Dendroctonus ponderosae (mountain pine beetle) is the source of this 8404-nucleotide messenger RNA. Its product is annotated as glutamate synthase [NADH]. Lineage: Eukaryota; Metazoa; Arthropoda; Insecta; Coleoptera; Curculionidae. Gene Ontology annotation, molecular function: iron ion binding; iron-sulfur cluster binding; flavin adenine dinucleotide binding. The record is from RefSeq and is a predicted model, not a curated record. The transcript is spliced from 20 exons. The coding region runs from base 287 to 6406 and encodes 2039 amino acids.
UAAAAAAAUCCGGCUCUCUCACUGUGGAAGUGUGGUUCGUUGAGUACGUAUGCUUCUGCCUGCUAUUGACAUUCAGCGAGAAAUCGUAAAAUAAACUCAAAUAUCUGCCUGCAUUUGGUCGAAGUUUUACAAGUUUUGCCGAUUUGUCGGCAUUUCUGACAAACAUUUUCCUUGAUUAGAGAUUUUGUGAACUGUUUUAUUAGUGGUUCGCCUGUGUCUAAGGGACUUUCGGAACUUGUUUCCAAAUAAGGGUGUUCUGCACUUACAAAUCACUUUUGGUUAUUAGAUGGCAGCUCCGUGGCAGGCCCCAUCAGCACAGGGCCUGUAUGAUCCCUCAUUGGAGAGGGAAGCCUGCGGUGUCGGAUUUGUAGUAGCCAUUGAUGGAAGACGCGAUAGAAAAAUCGUGCGUGAUGCGCAACGUCUCGCUAUAUCUAUGAACCAUCGUGGGGCAUGCGCAUGCGACAAUGAUACUGGCGAUGGAGCUGGAGUACUUACUGCCAUUCCCCAUGACCUUUACGCCUCCAAGCUUAAGGACGAAGACAAUGUGCAACUGCCACCAUUUGAACGAUAUGCGACCGGAAUCAUUUAUGUGGACAAGCUUCACCACCAAGAAUCUGAGACUAAAUUUGGUGCCUUGGCAGAGGAAUUGGAUUUGUCCGUGUUGGCUUGGCGUACCGUACCAACCAAUAAUGCCGCCAUAGGCGCAGUUGCGAAAAACUCUGAACCUUUUAUGAGGCAGGUGUUUGUGGUGCCGAAAGCAGCACUAGAUAAUGCAUCUGAUGAGGAGUUAGAUCGUGUUAUCUUCGUAUUAAGAAAGAGAGCAAGCCACGAAAUUCCGGCUCCAACUAAGAGAUUUUACAUCUGUUCGUUGAGCCGGAGAAUUGUAGUCUAUAAAGGUCAGUUGACUUCAGAUCAACUAUGGACUUACUUUCCGGAUCUAACAGAUCCGCUUUACGACACCUACUUGGCUUUGGUGCAUACCCGAUUCAGUACGAAUACUUUCCCUAGCUGGGAAAGAGCACAUCCUUUAAGAAUGAUAGCCCACAAUGGAGAAAUCAACACCCUUCGCGGGAACGUAAAUUGCAUGAAAGCCAGAGAAGGCGUUAUGAAGAAUCAGAUAUUUGGCGAAAAACUGAAGCAAUUGUAUCCAGUUGUUGAACCCAAUCUAUCCGAUAGUGGAUCGGCUGAUUGUGUGCUGGAAUUUUUGGUUCAUGCCGGCCAAAGAAAACUGCCAGAAGCUGUGAUGACGAUGGUUCCGGAAGCAUGGCAAAAUGACCCGACGAUGCCGGAAGAGAAACGUAACUACUAUCACUGGGCAGCCUGCACAAUGGAGCCCUGGGAUGGGCCGGCUUUGAUUUCGUUUACCGAUGGGAGAUACAUCGGUGCUACUUUGGAUAGAAAUGGACUCCGACCCUCUAGGUUUUACAUCACCAAAGAUAACAUUAUGGUUAUGGCCAGCGAGGUGGGUGUAUAUGAUGUAGACCCAGCCAAUGUUAUUUUGAAGAGUCGUCUGAAACCCGGGAGAAUGCUGCUAGUCGACACUAAGGAGAAAUCUGUUAUUCAGGAUGUGGAACUGAAACAUUACAUUUCGCAAUCCAGACCUCAUGCAGAGUGGCUUAAAGAACAGAUGAUUUCAAUGGAUGAAUUGAGAAAAGCUCACUUGGAAGCUGGUUGUUCAGCCAAGCCAAAAUACGAGCCAAGUGGAUUGAGUGAUAAGCGACUACCAUUGUAUGGUUACUCCACUGAGACCAUUCAUAUACUGUUGUUACCCAUGAUCAACAAUAAAAAAGAAGCGCUUGGCAGUAUGGGCAAUGAUGCCCCUUUGGCAUGCCUCUCCAACUUUGCACCGCUGCUUUUCGAGUAUUUUAAGCAAUUAUUCGCCCAAGUGACCAACCCGCCUAUUGAUCCAUUCCGCGAAAAGGUUGUAAUGUCUCUUCAGUGUCCGAUUGGUCCAGAGGCCAACAUUUUAGAACCCAAUGCUAAGCAGGUUCACAGAUUUUGGUUGAAAAAUCCGGUAAUUUCUAUUGCGGACUUAGACGUGUUCAAAAAUAUCUCUCAUAGAAAUUGGUCGUCGCAUACUAUCGACAUUACAUUCCCUGUGGAGAGUGGGAUUGAAGGAUUCCUGAAAAAAUUGCAAGAAAUUUGCGAUCAAGCCAAUAAGGCAGCGAAAGCGAAUGAAUUGAUUAUUUUAUCUGAUCGACUGGCUGGCAAAAAUCGUGUUCCGAUUAGCAGUUUGCUGGCAUUAGGAGCAACUCAUCAUCAUCUAAUCGAAACUCGACGACGAAUGAAAGUGGCGCUCGUAAUUGAAAGUGCAGAAGUUAGAGAAGUGCACCACAUUUGCGUUCUACUGGGUUAUGGAGCUGAUGCGAUUUGCCCCUACUUAGCUCUAGAACUAGCAUCGAGCCUAAGAGACCAAGGAAUAUUGGAUACGAGCUUAACUGACGAAGCGAUUUAUCAAAACUAUGCACAGGCCAUGCAAACUGGAGUAAGCAAAGUUAUGGCAAAGAUGGGCAUCUCCACCUUGCAGUCCUACAAAGGGGCCCAGAUAUUUGAGGCUGUGGGUUUGGCAGAUGAGGUUAUUGAUCGAUGCUUCAAGGGAACACCAUCGAGACUCGGAGGAGUAACAUUGGAAAUGCUAGCGGCCGAAGCAUUAGUACGUCACAAAACUGCGUAUGAAGUGGGCUCCGAUUCGCUUGUUCUAAGGGAUGCUGGCAAAUACCAUUGGCGUGCUGGUGGUGAAAAACAUUUGAAUGAACCCGCUAGUAUUGCGUCCCUGCAAGAGUCUGCUGUGAACAAGAACAGAUCUGCCUACAAUCGAUUCGUUGAGUCGACAAUGCAGUCAGUGAGAGAUUGCAUGCUUAGAGGCCGAUUGGAGUUGAGAACUCUGGAUGAGCCAUUGCCAUUGAAUGAAAUCGAACCGGCAUCGGAAAUCGUUAAACGAUUUGCCACGGGAGCGAUGAGCUUUGGAUCCAUCAGUUUAGAAUCACAUCAGACUUUGGCGAUUGCAAUGAACAAGCUGGGCGGUAAAAGCAACACAGGAGAAGGUGGCGAAGACCCAGAAAGAUAUCUCGACAGUGAGAAAAGAUCAGCUAUUAAGCAAGUUGCUUCCGGACGAUUUGGGGUAACGUCUUCAUAUUUGGCACACGCUGAUGAUCUGCAAAUCAAGAUGGCACAAGGAGCUAAACCUGGAGAAGGCGGCGAACUGCCCGGCUAUAAAGUUACCGCUGAUAUUGCUAAAACUCGUCAUUCUGUCCCGGGGGUAGGGUUAAUUUCACCUCCUCCCCACCACGACAUCUAUUCAAUCGAAGAUUUAGCUGAACUUAUAUAUGAUUUGAAAUGCGCCAAUCCACAGGCUCGCAUUUCCGUUAAAUUGGUAUCUGAAGUAGGUGUAGGAGUGGUUGCUAGCGGUGUUGCGAAAGGAAAGGCGGAGCACAUUGUUGUUUCAGGUCAUGAUGGCGGCACCGGCGCCAGUUCCUGGACAGGCAUAAAAAAUGCCGGACUACCCUGGGAAUUGGGUAUUGCCGAAACGCAUCAAGUCUUAGUUUUGAAUAAUCUCCGAUCACGAAUUGUCUUGCAAGCUGAUGGACAAAUCAGAACUGGCUUUGAUGUGGUGGUUGCAGCCCUUUUAGGGGCGGAUGAGAUCGGCUUAAGCACCGCUCCUCUAAUAGUUAUGGGCUGUACCAUGAUGAGAAAAUGCCACCUAAACACUUGCCCAGUAGGAAUCGCCACUCAGGAUCCUGUACUUAGAAAGAAGUUUACUGGCCAUCCAGAACAUGUAGUCAACUAUCUUUUCAUGUUAGCUGAAGAGAUUCGGGAACACAUGGCAAAACUAGGCGUGAGAACCUACCAGGAAUUAAUUGGGAGAACUGAUUUGCUCAAACCGCUUGAAACCGGUACACCAAAGGCCAAGAUGCUGAACUUAAACCUCAUUUUACAAAAUGCAUUACACAUGCGACCAGGAGUGAACAUUAAAGGAGGGUCCAAAGGCCAAGACUUCCAGCUAGAGCAUCGAUUAGACAACCAACUCAUUGACCUAGCUAGGCCAGUGAUUGAAGGCACUCAAGACAGCGUCGAUAUAGAAAUGAAGAUCAAAAACGAAGAUCGAUGUUUCAGCUCCACACUAAGCUAUCACAUAUCUCUCAAAUACAACGAGGAAGGCUUGCCUGAUGGCAAAUCCGUUAAUAUCCGUCUCACUGGCUCUGCCGGUCAGAGUUUCGGAGCCUUCCUAGCAAAAGGAGUCUCUUUAAUUUUGGAAGGAGAUGCCAACGAUUAUGUGGGCAAAGGUCUCUCUGGUGGUUCCAUUGUAAUAUACCCACCGAAAACAUCGCCAUUCGAGUCCCAUUUAAAUGUUAUUGUAGGCAACGUCUGUUUAUAUGGCGCAACUUCUGGGUCGGCUUUCUUCAGAGGAAUCGCGUCUGAGAGAUUUGCCGUGAGAAAUUCUGGGGCUGUGGCGGUUGUCGAAGGAGUCGGCGAUCAUGGCUGUGAAUACAUGACUGGCGGAAUUAUUCUUAUUCUCGGUUUAACAGGGCGAAACUUUGCGGCUGGCAUGUCAGGCGGCAUUGCGUAUGUUUGGGACAUCGAUGGAAAGUUCUCAACAAAAUGCAACAUGGAAAUGGUCGAACUCUGCAAAUUGGAGGAUCGUGAUGAUGUGCUAUUAGUCAAGAAACUUCUAAAAGAAUUUGAAGAGUUAACUGGUAGUCUGGUGGCCACAAAGCUCAUCAAUGAAUUUGACUCCAGAAUGAAGGAGUUUGUCAAAGUCUUCCCAUAUGAAUAUCAACGAGCGCUUAAACAAAAUACAAUUGUCAAGCAGGCGACUACCCAAUCAAACGAACCGAAGAUCCUCGACAUCGAAGAUACAGUAGGCGACUCGCAUGAGCCCAGGAAAGCGGAGCGUGCUCUGGAUAAAGUUAGAGGUUUUAUGAAAUAUCAACGAGAGACUGGACUGUAUAGAUCUGCAGACAAACGCAUGAAAGACUGGGACGAAAUUUACAAUUUCCAACACGUGAGGAAAGGACUGAGAGUGCAGGCUGCCAGAUGUAUGGAAUGUGGUGUGCCAUUCUGCCAGUCUAACUCACACGGUUGUCCGCUUGGGAACAUAAUUCCCAAGUGGAAUUUGAUGGUGUUCCAGAACCAAUGGCGCCAAGCACUACAUCAUUUGCUUCAAACGAACAAUUUCCCGGAGUUCACUGGAAGAGUGUGUCCAGCACCGUGUGAAGGAGCUUGCGUUUUAGGAAUCUCCGAACCAAGCGUCACAAUAAAAAAUAUUGAAUGUGCCAUUAUCGAUCAUGCCUUCGACAACGGCUGGAUUGUACCUCAGAUACCAACAUCGAGAACGGGCAAAAAGGUAGUCGUGGUGGGUUCAGGACCAUCUGGUUUAGCUUGUGCACAUCAGCUGAAUAAAGCUGGAUAUAAUGUGACUGUGUUCGAGAGAAACGACAGGGUUGGUGGCCUGCUACAGUACGGUAUACCGACUAUGAAGCUGAGCAAGCAAGUAGUACAAAGACGAGUUGAUCUACUGACUGCGGAAGGCAUUGUUUUCAAGACCAACGUCAAUGUCGGAAGCGAUAUUUCUGCAAAGGAACUGAGCGAAGAAUUUGAUGCUGUCGUUUUGUGCACGGGAGCCACUUGGCCUCGAGAUCUGCCUUUGCCAGGACGCCAACUAAAUGGAAUUCAUUUCGCUAUGGAAUUUCUGGAAAGUUGGCAGAAGAAGCAAGGUGGAGCCAAUCACGACGGUCCGCAUGCUAAAGACAAGCAUGUAAUUGUGGUAGGAGGUGGAGAUACCGGUUGCGACUGCAUCGCAACUUCGCUUCGCCAGGGUGCAGCUUCAAUCACGACUUUCGAAAUUCUUCCACAACCUGGACCGAAUCGAUCCAACGACAAUCCGUGGCCACAGUGGCCGCGAGUCUUUAGAGUGGAUUACGGACAUGAAGAGGUCAAAGUGAGGUUUGGCUCAGAUCCUCGUGUGUUCAGUAUCAUGACUCAAGAGUUUUUGGAUGAUGGUAAUGGACAUGUCAAAGGGGUAAAGACUGUGAAUGUUGAAUGGGUGAAAGACGAAAGUGGCCGAUGGCAGAUGAACACCGUGCCAGGAAGUGAGAAAGUCUUCAAAGCAGAUCUGGUGCUGCUUGCAAUGGGCUUUUUAGGACCCGAGAGAGCGAUAGGAGACCAAUUGGAUCUGGAACUCGAUCCCAGAUCAAACUUCAGUGCCAACAAUUACAGAACGAACGUGAAUAACGUGUUUGCGGCCGGGGAUUGUCGAAGAGGACAAUCGUUGGUUGUCUGGGCGAUAUCUGAGGGCCGUCAAGCGGCUCGAGCUGUGGAUAUGUUUUUAAAUGAAGGCAAAACUACACUACCUGGUCCCGGAGGAAUCAUUCAACCCACAUUGCCGGUUAUAGAUUCUGUUGUUUAAGCAUUGAACACAUUAACGACAAAGUGUGUAUUAUAAUUUCUAUUUCUUCAGGUUGUAAGUUUGCACAACGAAAUUAUUUGAUUUGAGCAGUCCAAUGCAUGCAAACAUCUAUUUGGGUCGGUAUAACAAUAAACCCAUUUGUGGAGAUAUAAGAAUCGAUAGACCGGCAAAUAAAAAUAUUAAUGUAAGUGGUUGAUACAAGAUGCUUGUAACAGAGGCCUGAAUGUGUAUUAAUUCCUAUAAAGUUUGUGCCCUGAUGCUAUAAAUCCAAUACUUAACAAAAUUUCAGCAGGGUAAAACGAUAUUUUUAAUUGGGAAAGCCUACCUGAACUGCCUUUGCCUUUAAUCGGUGUUAUUUGUUAGAAGUAAUUCACAUUCAAAACGACUACUAUAGUUGGAAUAGUGGUGUUUAUAUUGUCCUUGUACCUAUUUACUGUAAAUUGAAUAAUUAGGGACAAUGGGAGCACGCGUACUUGGUUCAGGACGAUUGUCUAUGCGAUUUAAACCUUCCGCGAUUAAUAUUAAGUUUAGCUUUAAGAGGUUUACGUCAACUACAGUAAUAUUUUCUAAAUAUGACAUACCUGUAUUUGUUUUCUAGUUACUUAAAUAUCAAUAUUGCCAGUACUUGAAACACAGUUACUAUUUGCAGUGCUGCAUGCGAUUCCAUUUAAAAGUAACAAAUCGAAAGUAUAGCCUUAGUUAUUCAAGACAAUAACUUGUUGAAAUGUGAUGUAAAGUAACUAUUUAGGUGGAGCGCCAAAAUAGAACUAAAUCAAUAGGUGUUAAAUUAUGUUACUAAUUAUUAUUGUAGACUUUAGGGGUUCUAUACGUAAUCGAAAAAGUCUAAAUUCUUACAAUGUUUCUGUGUUAUUAAUGUGAGAUUGUUAAUUUUAGAAUUAAGGAUGAAUAUCCACAAAUUUGACCUUGGUUCGUCAGCAAAAACCUCAGAGAGUAUUAUUAAACAUUAUUCAGUGACCCUCCGAUUUUUAUCGAAUAUUUAUACUGAGCUGUUUCAUUUAAGAGUGCAACGGUGGGUGUGAUCAAAAGGGUCUCCAAAAUAAAACCCCACAAGGCUAAAGCAGAUAAUUCGCUUAAAUUCGGCACUUUGAUAAAUUGAACACAAACCCCAUAUCCAAAUUAUUUUUUGUAGUUGAAUUUCAUUGAAGAACUUGAUGAAAUCACAUAAAUAUCAAAAUUUACUGUUUGGUUUAAUAAAUUAUAUAUUGAUUCGCUACAUUAUAAGCUAAUAUGCGUUUUUCUGUAACAAAGUGGUCCAAUUACUUUCCUGAUAUUCGGUCAGCGUUUAGUUGAAGUUUCGAUAAUGGGGUUCCAAAUUUACUUUAAUUAUUUUAUCAUUUUCGGAGGUACAAUUAAUGUACUCGCGAAAAAUCCUGUAAGCAGUUGUGAGUUAAACAAGAAAGCAAAUGGAGAGCUGCAGAAAAGCUGGUGGGACUGAAUAUUUCUUUAAUAUAAAGUAUUUUAACUAUCAUGUUAAACCAUUUCUAUUAUUUUCCAAAGAAACCAGAUUGUUAGGUAUAUUUUCUCAACAUGAAAAAUUACAAUUACUGUAAUUUAUACUAUUUCUGCGUAGUGCGUUUUUCUUUAAUUGCAGAAUAAACUACUAUUAUGCAGUUGUGUUCUUAAAUGAGCCUCCUUGCAUGUAUUAUUAAAUUGUCCACAAUUCUAUAAGAUGCGAAUCAUUGCAUCUCUUAAACCCUAUUUUCUUGAGUAUUAGCUGAGUACUUAAUACCAAGCUAAAAACGCACAUUUGGUUAAACGAUGACUUAAUUAUACCAUACAGCUACGUAGGUACUCAAAUUAUUGGGUAAUGUAAUUUUAAUUUAACUGUGCGCCACUUAAGGACUUCAAAUCUAUUAUUGGUGCAAUUCAAAACGAUACUCUCGUAAGAUUUUUAAAGAUGUUUCACUGUUCAGAAGUAAUUAAUUGAGGUUGAUAAAAUCAUAGUCAAUAUAUUAAAUAGAUGUUGUUACUGCAUUA